AGACUUUUUACCAUGGCGUCCAGUAUGUUGUACCAGGCGUUCCGUGUGGACGGAGGUCCGACCCAGUACCCGCCCAACCCCACCCCGGUCACCGCGGACGUGCUGGAGGUCGGCCUGGUGUUCGCCGUCGCCAUCCUCGCCUUCUCCUUCCUCGUCAUCCUGCCGGGAGUCAGGGGAAUGCAGAGACUAUUCUUCGCCGUAAUGGUUUUCUUCAGUAUAUUUGUCUUGGCGACCAUCAUGGUGAGUAACUUCGGCAUGGAGUGGGAGACAGCCGAGGUGCACACCAAAGUCCAGUACAAGGCCUUCAUCGCGGAGGAGAUGGACGGCACGGUCGGGGUCAAGAUCGGGCUCCGGGCGGUCAACAUUACCCUGAAAGGAUCAGGAGAAGGAGAACUCAAGAACGAGGAAAUAAACUACAACGAGCGGUUUCACUAUGGACAGGACGGGCAGGGCAGGAUAGGCUUCGGACCUUACGCGAGUCUGAUAAACCGUGAGUUCCGCGCUGCGCAGUACCGGGGCCUGCCGUACCCGAUCCUGUGGGUGGCGGAGUACUUCACUCUGGACGGGGAAGACAUCCGCUGGCACCGCAGCUACCGACUGGCCGGCUACUACACACUCACCAUGCUGUGGACUGCCUUCCCCCUGUGGAUCCUAACCAACAUCCUGUUCUGCAUGUUUAUCCGGUACGGAGCCUACUUCAUGAUGCUGACGGGCGGGGUCAUGUUGCUAGGCAACCUCAUCUUCCACUUCCUGAGGUUCGGGCCGGUCCUGGCCGUUCCCAUGGGAACCGCGACGCUCGUGUUCCACUACGGCUGGUGCUUCUGGCUCAACCUGGCCGUCGGCUCCGUGACUCUGGUGCUGGGAGCCGCCAUCUUGUUUCUGGACCUCCGUUUUCCUGACGUCACGUCUACGUUUUUCUCCGUAGGGUCCGACCCUGACGAGUAUUACACCGUCAAGACGUCUGGAACUAAAGGACCAGGCAUGACCACAGGCUCCUUGCAGGUCAUCUCUGAAGAACUUACAGAGAUGGGGGAACAGAAAAGUGACAACACCAUAAUUAAACCGUAA
Messenger RNA from Branchiostoma belcheri (Belcher's lancelet), 1068 nucleotides. RefSeq names its product dual oxidase maturation factor 1-like. The transcript has 9 exons. Gene Ontology annotation, biological process: protein transport. Bases 13 to 1068 code for a protein of 351 amino acids. Gene Ontology annotation, cellular component: endoplasmic reticulum membrane. The record is from RefSeq and is a predicted model, not a curated record. Lineage: Eukaryota; Metazoa; Chordata; Leptocardii; Amphioxiformes; Branchiostomatidae.